UGUGGGUCAUGUGUCCACGCACGGCGCGCAUGGUUUCGCGAAGGUUCGAUUUGUGCUGUCAUUAGCAUUGUAAUUAGUUAUUAUUAGCACUUUGGACAUUCCUUACUUUCAGGAGAAACACGAAAAAGCCUUGUAAAUGAUAUCACAACGGUGCGAAAAUAAUUAAGAAUAAAAGUUAAUAAAAGUUUGAAAGACUAAUUUAGGAACCGACGAAGAACCAUGUCGAAUUGUACAAAGUUGUGCACGCCGCUUCCUAAAAGUCAGACUAGUCAUAUUAAGAUCUGCGAGAACACUCAGCAGUAUGUCAUUGAUUUUUUGCAAAACCUGUUGCCACCGUCCGACCGUAAAUCUAUUCCGGACGAGCUGCGAAAGACCUUCAUAUUUAAUAAGAUUCGAUCGAAGCGCAAGCAGAAAGUGGAGAGAGGCAAGUUCUUCUCCGCCAGGAAGAGAUUACGCCUUGGUCUGGGCAGGGUCGGCAACAGGAAUCAGAUCAAGUAUUCCGAUCUUCUGCCCUUGAAUCAAUUGUGGCUGCAGUACAUGCGAGAAGCGCUCGGCGUUGAAUCGUUCACCAGUAUACCGAAAAAUCCUAGCAGUCCAAAUUGGGAGAAUGUAAACUUGCAGUUGAUGAAAGCAGACUUCCACGGUGCCAGAAUCUCCAUUGAUAGAUCAAGAUGCCCCAGUCUGGUGGGAGUCACGGGAAUCGUCAUACAGGAUACAAGGAACACCUUUAGGGUUUGUGGGACGGACAAUGUUAUUCGAACGAUACCAAAGGAUGUGGUUAAGAUUAAUAUUUACUUGGAUGAUGGUGUGAUAUUAAAAGCGUUUGGAAGGGAGCUCUCUAUAAGGCCUGCAGAACGAGCGGUUAAAAAAUUUAAGAAUAGUUCAAUUAUGCUGUUGUGAUAAAUAUUUAAUAUAAUAAUAUUGAUAGAAUUGAUACCAUCCCGAGAUUUACAAAUCAGCGCUAAAUCUCAAAGAAAUUGUGUUGCG
Molecule: messenger RNA, 987 nt
Organism: Temnothorax curvispinosus
Lineage: Eukaryota; Metazoa; Arthropoda; Insecta; Hymenoptera; Formicidae
Gene: Pop4
Product: ribonuclease P protein subunit p29
Exons: 4
Coding region: 220-900 (226 amino acids)
Biological process (GO): tRNA 5'-leader removal; rRNA processing
Cellular component (GO): ribonuclease P complex; ribonuclease MRP complex
Molecular function (GO): ribonuclease P RNA binding
Source: RefSeq, a predicted model, not a curated record